This is a messenger RNA of Paecilomyces variotii, 327 nucleotides long. RefSeq names its product putative Pre-mRNA splicing factor ini1. The record is from RefSeq and is a predicted model, not a curated record. Bases 1 to 327 code for a protein of 108 amino acids. The transcript has a single exon. Gene Ontology annotation, biological process: mRNA splicing, via spliceosome. NCBI's taxonomy places the organism in Eukaryota, Fungi, Ascomycota, Eurotiomycetes, Eurotiales, Thermoascaceae. Gene Ontology annotation, cellular component: U2 snRNP; precatalytic spliceosome; catalytic step 2 spliceosome.
AUGUCCCGCCACCACCCCGAUCUCGUUAUGUGCCGCAAGCAGCCCGGUAUUUCCAUCGGGAGACUCUGCGAUAAAUGCGAUGGCAAAUGCCCCGUGUGCGAUUCCUACGUGCGUCCAACGACUCUCGUGCGCAUCUGCGACGAGUGUUCCUUCGGUAACUACCAGAACAAGUGCAUCGUGUGCGGUGGCGAAGGGAUCAGUGAUGCCUUUUACUGCUUCGAAUGCACGCGAUUGGAAAAAGAUAGGGAUGGAUGUCCUAAGAUCAUCAACCUGGGAAGUUCGAGGACGGAUCUAUUCUACCAGAAAAAGAAUUUUCGGAAUCAGUGA